Messenger RNA from Salvia miltiorrhiza (redroot sage), 1696 nucleotides. RefSeq names its product cytokinin riboside 5'-monophosphate phosphoribohydrolase LOG8. Gene Ontology annotation, biological process: cytokinin biosynthetic process. Gene Ontology annotation, molecular function: hydrolase activity, hydrolyzing N-glycosyl compounds. The transcript is spliced from 7 exons. The record is from RefSeq and is a predicted model, not a curated record. Gene Ontology annotation, cellular component: cytosol; nucleus. NCBI's taxonomy places the organism in Eukaryota, Viridiplantae, Streptophyta, Magnoliopsida, Lamiales, Lamiaceae. The coding region runs from base 655 to 1305 and encodes 216 amino acids.
AUGUAACAUGCAUAGCCAUCUUGUACGACUAUGAGUUUACAUGUUGAAUCCAUCAAAUCCAAUAAAUACAUAAAUAUAAUGAGAGUUGGUAAUUUAUUUUAACAAUUAUUUGUUUAUAUAUUUUAUAAGAUAUUAAAAGAAUUAGGUUUCAACUAGUAUCAUGUAUCGAUCUUGCUCGAAGAUCAGAUUUGUGAUGUAUUCAAAUCUUAUUAAAUUAAAUUUUAUAUACAAUUAAUAUUUGUGUACAUUUCUCACACGCAAAUUGAUUGGUUUAUCAAAUUUUCAGAUGCCGACAUAUAUAGAGUAUGUGGGCAGCCUAGUGUUUUGUUUAAUAAUUUAAACCAGUUUAUGCAAAAACACACACACACACUCACAGGUCUGAUAAACCUUUGUUCAUUUCUUGGGCUUCUUUAUUCAGUAGAAUAAAGAAAUACCCAGAUUGUCUUUUUCCCUUUUUCUUCAUUUUUUUCUCUCCUUUUUUUGAUUUUUCUUGUCUUGUCUAUUUCAUGUCUGUUGAAAUAUGGGCCUUUUACCAUAUGUAUAUUUAUAGGAGUGAGAUAUAAGAAAAGGGUCAAUUUUUUUUGUUAUCUUUUAGCUCUAAUAUCAAUAAAGAUUGAAUUUUUUUUGAGAGUGUGAGAGGAAUUUGAGUUUAGAAUGGAAAACAAUUCAAGAAGCGCCAACAAAUUCAAGAAAAUCUGUGUGUUCUGUGGGAGUAAUCCAGGCCACAGGAAAGUCUUCAGUGAUGCUGCUAUUGACUUGGGAAAUGAACUGGUGAAAAGGAAAAUAAACUUGGUUUAUGGAGGUGGGAGUGUAGGGCUAAUGGGAUUAUUGUCACAGAGAGUUUAUGAUGGUGGUUGCCAUGUUCUUGGAGUUAUCCCAAAAGCUCUUGUUCCCAUUGAGAUAUCAGGAGAGACUGUUGGUGAUGUGAGGAUAGUUUCUGACAUGCACGAACGGAAGGCUGAUAUGGCUCGUGAGGCUGAAGCAUUUAUCGCCCUUCCUGGAGGAUAUGGAACGAUGGAGGAAUUGCUCGAGAUGAUAACUUGGGCGCAGCUUGGGAUCCAUAAAAAGCCGGUUGGCUUGCUCAACGUUGAUGGCUACUACGACCCUUUGCUCACGUUAUUCGACAAAGGUGUUGAAGAGGGCUUCAUAAAACCAGCUGCUAGGCACAUAGUUCUUUCAGCUCCCACUGCUGAAGAGCUGCUAACGAAAAUGGAGCAACGCGCCCCUUUUGAUGACCAUGUAGCGCCUCAUGAAAGCUGGCAGAUGGAGCAGCUAGGGAACUACCCAACGGAGAGAGAGACGUGACGGGGACUCCUUUUCGUGGUAGGCCUAUCUACUCGAUAGAAACCUGAUGUUGAUUAAUUCUGAUUGCAUUAUGUGUUUAGAGUUGUCCAAAUGGGGCCACCAUCCGUCUCAAUUAUUGCUUAUGUUUCUUGGCAUGGUUUUUACCGUUGUUAAGAGUGAUAAACGUCGAUUCAAACUUGGAUGCUUCGAAACAUGAGAGCCUUUCAUAGUAGGAGAGAUGAUUUCUGCUUAGUAGUCUAUGGUCCCAUUGAAAUGAAUAUGUUCUUGAUUAUACUGUAAAAAAAACAAACAGUAGAUCAUGUGCUUUGUUUUGUGCAGAGGCAAAUUCUUGCCUUCAUCUAAUUGUGAAUGUGUUUGAAUUAUCUAUAAAUAAAUAUCUCUUUAGGUUAAA